UCGGUUCGACGCUUCUUCUCGAGUCUCCCUUUCCUUUGGAGCUCGGCUCCUCCCGGAAAGGCUUCUCUUCCCAAAUCGUAACCCUAGUUCUCCCUCGAUCCUUUCGACGGGGAUCGCUGAAUCUCGCGGCCAUGGCAAUUCGACAGACUGUCUAUCUCUCCGGCUACCUCGCGCACAACUUCGCCUCCGCCGCCGGAACCCAUUUCCGAUCAGUCAACCAGUCCGUCGGUCGUCCUCUCGCCUCCCUCUUCGCCGCUCAGUGCGCAGAGCAUGAUUCUUCUCUCCAACCCGGAUCGAGGAGGAGCCGUGAUGUCACCGAUACACGGUCUGCUGUCGCCUCCGCCGCCCCCUCAUCAGCUCCCGCGGCCAAGGAUCAGUCUGCCGGUCGUCCCCUCGCUUCUCUCUUCCCCGGUCACGGUGCGGAACGUGAGUCUUCUUUUCAUGUCGUAUCGAGGAGGAACCUGGACGUCCCCCUUGCGACACCGACUGCUGUCGCCUCUGCCCCCUCAUCAGCUUCGGCAGCUAAGGAUCCGAUAACUAAUCUGACAGUUUGCUUGAUCUCCGUCUUCGCCUCUGGAUCUGGAUCGUUGACCGGCACCGGCGCCCUUGGGGUCGCCUCUUCGUUGUCGGUCGGGUUCAAGCCAUCUUCUUUCAUCCCAUUCUUCCAAGCAUCAAAGUGGUUUCCUUGUAGUGACCUCCUCCCUGGAUCAAGUGUUGGCCCGGAGGAUAAGAAAGAGAUAAUUACUUUACAUCCUGCUAGAGAUGAGAACAGAGGAGGAAGAAUAGUUUCUUCUGCACAUGCGAGUGAAGAGAAAAAAUGCUCCUCCAAAGCCUCCACAGUUUCAAUGAUGGAAAGUUUUGAUGUCAAAGGAAACAAUGGGGCUAGUGUCGCAAAUCAUUGGUUCUCUCGCAUGUUUGGCUCCUGUUCGGAAGAUGCAAAGGUGCUAAUAGCUGCUGUGACAGUUCCUCUGUUGUCUGGAUCACGCUUGGCGGAGCCUAGGUCGAUUCCCACAAGGUCGAUGUACCCAACGCUAGAUGUUGGAGAUCGGAUUCUUGCAGAGAAAGUUUCUUAUUGUUUCAGAGAGCCCGAAAUUACUGAUAUUGUUAUCUUCACUGCUCCUCCAACUCUCGAGCAACAUGGGUAUAACUCUGCUGAUGUCUUUAUAAAAAGAGUAGUGGCCAAGGCUGGUGACUAUGUUGAAGUCCGUGAUGGUAAACUAUUGGUGAAUGGUAUCAUCCAGAAUGAGGAAUUCAUUCUUGAGCCUCUUGAUUAUGAUAUGGAACCAAUGCUUAUUCCUGAGGGCUAUGUCUUUGUUCUGGGGGAUAAUCGGAACAACAGCUUUGACUCUCACAAUUGGGGACCGCUCCCAGUUAAAAACAUUCUUGGAAGGUCAGUUCUGCGCUACUGGCCCCCUUCAAAAAUUUCAGAAACCAUAAACGAGCGCACCAAAUGCAGCCCAUAGUGUGGCUUAGUUAUCUCUAGGAGGGAUUCAUUUAUUUGUCAAAUAACAGAAUUAACAAUGCAGUCUAUGCAUCCUUCUGAAGUUGCAGGAGUAAUACCACGGUUCAUUCGAUGAGUAAAGUGGAUGUAGAAUUGUAAAUACGAUGUUUAAGAGGAUCAUCAUGUACAUCUAGAACUGUUCCGUUUUUUGUAUGUGCUUUUGUCUAUCCUGAGCUUAUUUAUGGGUAGGAACAAGACCGGAGGUGUACAUGUUCAAAAAAUUAUAGAGCUGCAUUUUUUAA
Molecule: messenger RNA, 1743 nt
Organism: Zingiber officinale
Lineage: Eukaryota; Viridiplantae; Streptophyta; Magnoliopsida; Zingiberales; Zingiberaceae
Product: probable thylakoidal processing peptidase 2, chloroplastic
Exons: 6
Coding region: 132-1463 (443 amino acids)
Biological process (GO): thylakoid membrane organization
Cellular component (GO): chloroplast thylakoid membrane
Molecular function (GO): serine-type endopeptidase activity
Source: RefSeq, a predicted model, not a curated record